AUGCUUCCAGGAGUUGAAUGUGCUAGAAAGAGACGGUUGCAUCAAAGCGAAGGAAAAGAAGGACCUGUUGAUUCCACAACAAGACGCUCAUUCUGUUUAUACACAAGAAACCUUCAAUCUACUUCUUCCUCAUCAAAACCUUCUUUACCGGAAAAAAGCAUGUUAAAGCAGAAACAGACUUUGAUCGAUGAGAAACUCGGAGGAUCCGCCAUAGAAGCCAAACGGAGAUUAGAUGAGAAGCUUACAGCAUGUAUGAAGUCAGAUGAAAAUCAACGGCAGAAAAGGAAAAGUAUUUUUCAUGGUUUAUUGCAGCAAUUCAAAUCUUAA
Lathyrus sativus (Indian pea) is the source of this 327-nucleotide messenger RNA. The record is from the annotation of a GenBank genome assembly. NCBI's taxonomy places the organism in Eukaryota, Viridiplantae, Streptophyta, Magnoliopsida, Fabales, Fabaceae.